Wickerhamiella sorbophila is the source of this 1737-nucleotide messenger RNA. RefSeq lists its product as hypothetical. The transcript has a single exon. The record is from RefSeq and is a predicted model, not a curated record. Bases 1 to 1737 code for a protein of 578 amino acids. Gene Ontology annotation, molecular function: triacylglycerol lipase activity. Gene Ontology annotation, biological process: lipid metabolic process. NCBI's taxonomy places the organism in Eukaryota, Fungi, Ascomycota, Dipodascomycetes, Dipodascales, Trichomonascaceae.
AUGUCUAGCACGCCUAGUUUAACGACUGAAGAGGAAAAUGAAGAGAUCGAAUUCUUCGAGACCUCGGCAGGUGGUUAUGGGGUCAACGACGAGACGGGAGUCUGGAGUGCACGAGAUGCCAAAUCGGCCGACUCCAUUAUUGGUGGACAACCGGUUGAGGGUGGUGACGCCCAGCAGCGAGUUUUCAACUUUUCGCUUCCUCUGAGUGGACCGUUUGGAUUUGUGGGUGUCCGGACCAGACAGGUACGGAAGUUGGGAGCGUCUUUAGUGUCUCAAAUCACUUCGCAUCGGAAGCAGAUAACAAUUGAGCCGCCUGAGGCCCAUGAUCUUGAUUUAUCCAGUGACGAGGAGCAUGAGGCCUACGCCAUAGGAAAACUCAAUCCGCGUUCGCAUGCUCUCAAAGCGUCCCUGAUCCCCACCUUGGCCUCUCCAAAGCUUCCCAAUGUCAAAGGCAACGUGGUUGUUCUUGGAGGGUAUCGAGGGAGCAUACUGCGAGAUGCACAGACUAAGCGGGCGGUGUGGAUUCCCUUGAAAGUUGGACUCAAGUUCCGUAAAAUCAAUCUAGAGAUCGGGCCAAGUGAUGACGACGAGCUGAAUGCAAUCGACUCAAUCGUGCCGGGCGGGGUGCUCAGCCAUAUCGGGCCUGUGGAUAUCUGUCGGCGUAUGAUAAACCAACUUAAUGAUCAGCCCGACUGUAAUGUCAUAGAGUUUGGCUACGAUUGGCGUCAAUCUCUGGAUUUAUCCUCUUCCAAGCUCUACAAACUCCUUGAAGACUUGCAAAACGCCAGCCCAACUGGAGAGGGCGCCAUUGUAAUUGCCCACUCUAUGGGUGGUUUAGUUGCUCACCAUGCCGUUCAAAAGUGCGUUAAAGAAGGCAAGAGCUUUGUCAAAGGUAUUAUUUAUGCGGGCUCGCCCUCAGAGUGCCAGCCAAUUUUGGGCCCACUGAAAUUUGGGGAGCCCGUCAUGUUUGCCAAGGAUAUUCUGACACCAAAGGCGAACUUUUUGAUGAGAAGCAGCUUUGUAUUUUUGCCUCGAAGCGGCCGCUGUUUCAUUGACAAAGCCGAUAAAUCAAAGGAAUACAAGCUUGACUUUUUUGACGUAAACACAUGGAUCGAGCACGGGCUGUCACCAUGCGUUUCUCGUGACCAUCAAAUAAGAAUGAGGCAAAAUGGUUUAGAAGCAGGUGAGGAUUCUCCACUCCUUGACUUUGAUGUUGCGGUUGAUUACUUGGACAGAACCUUGAAGAGAGCACGCACGUUUCACGAGGAGCUCGAACGUAUACCAGGGAAACACUAUCCACGAAUGGCCGUUAUUUACGGAAACACACUACCAGCAUGUCGGGGUUCUCUAGUUACCUCAGAAAGUGAGAUUAAAAACAGUCUUCUCGACGACCUUUGGUACUCGGCCGGCGACGGCGUUGUUUCACGCAAGACUCUGGUCCCAUUGCAAUGCGGCUUUCCUGAGGUUCCCACGUUUGUAACCAAAAACGGUCACAUGGGACUUUUGAGCGAUUUGGAUGUGGUCUCUCAAGCACUGUCUUGCGUAUUAGGCGAAGACAGUUCCUCCGAGAACUCCACCAAGUCGGGAAUAGGGUCGAGGAUAGCAAGGAAAACGAUGAAGAUGUCCACAAAAACAUUCAAUCGAGCCCGAAGCGUCUCAUUCCCUCGAAGCGGAACGCCCAUGAAAAUCAAAAAGCCUUUGGAGGACGAAUCCCCAGAGUCGGCGGUUAAAGGCUGA